GCCUGUCAGCUGAUGGGCGGCUCCACCCUCCUCAACCAGGAAGAGCCACGACCGCCUCUACGGAUAAAUAAACUAGCAUCAGGCGUCCUUUUUUGUUUAAGAAAAAAAAAGUCAUCACGCACAUUCCGCAGACUUUACAGGUGAUGCGCUUGGAUUUCAAUUGGACAAGUGCUGAGCGUAGCCGUCAGCUGCUGUCACCGACACCGGAGGAGUUGUGGAUGUCCAACUCGAAGAAAGGCCGAAUAUUUGAAGAAAGUACUGCGAAUACAUCAGAGAUGUGGGUGGCAAGCUUUUACGUCGAUCGGAUUCCACUCACUUAAGGGAAGAUAACGAACGCACAUGGAUGUAAGGUGCCUUAAGUGGUUUUCCUUCAUGAUGGAAAGGUGGAGCAAGACACAGUUAUCCACGUUAGCCUAGCUCACUAGCCUUAGUUCCUCACCGUUUCAUCCAAUUAGUGGGCUGAGUUGACAACUCAGCCCACUAAUUUAAAAAAACACACACGACAGUUUCAUUGACAUCCUCGCGGCAGCAACGCGGAUAUAUUUGAUUUGCGACAGGUUUUACCAGUGAAGCUUCUUCCCCCCGGCCCUUUUGUCUUUGGGUUGGUUAUGUACUGUAUUUUGCUGCUGCUUUGCUAGAGCUAGCCUGUUAACUAACCAACUAGCUAGCCCCCAGAAGUCGUUAAGUCCCAUCGCAAGUCCCCACCAUUGUUAAUUGGACGGUCAAUCGCGGGACAAAGAUGGCCCAAGAGUUUCCAUUGCAUUUCCUGGUGUGGAACAAUCAGUAUCAGGAGCUCGACCAGGCGAUGCAAAAAGCAGAGCAGGAUUUGGAACGAGUGGAUCCGAGGGGGCGCACCCCACUGGAGCUCGCUGUGUCCCUGGGCCACUUGGAGUCCACCCGAGUGCUGCUCAGAUACACAGCAGACCCAACACACUGCAACGCACAAGGCUGGACAAUUUUGCAGGAGGCUGUGAGCACUGGAGAUCCUGAGCUGGUUCAACUGGUGCUUCAAUACAGAGACUUCAAGCGGGCGACUGAGCGGCUGGCCGGAAUUCCGGAGCUUCUGAGUAAACUUAGACAGGCGCGUGACUUCUAUGUGGAGAUGAAGUGGGAGUUUACCAGUUGGGUGCCUUUGGUGUCCAAGGUCUGCCCCAGUGACGUGUAUCGGGUGUGGAAGAGUGGCUCGUGUCUCCGCGUAGACACAACCCUCCUGGGUUUUGAACACAUGACCUGGCUGAAAGGACGACGGAGCUACAUUUUUAAGGGUGGAGACAAUGGGGCGGUAGUCAUGGAGGUGGACCAUGACAAGCAGGUGGUGUACACGGAGCCGCUCGUCUUGUCUCCACGCGAUGCGCCGUCCCUGCUGGCCGCCAUGCAGCCAUCGCAAGAGAACACUGCGCAGAGACUCACAUCGCCCAUCGUCUCCACGCACCUCAACACGCGCAACAUUGCCUUUGAGCGGAACAAGUCUGGCAUAUGGGGCUGGCGUUCUGAGAAGAGUGAAAUGGUCAGUGGAUAUGAAGCCAAGGUUUACAGUGCAACCAAUGUGGAGCUGGUAACUCGGUCAAGAACAGAGCAUUUAUCAGACCAGGAUAAAUCCCGGAGCAAAGGCUCCAAAACUCCUCUGCAGUCCUUCCUGGGAAUAGCUGAACAGCACACCGCUCACAAUGGGAGUAAUGUGUCCCAGUGCGCCAGUCCACAUAAUCCCACAGCCAUCACGGCUGAAGAAUACUUCAAUCCAGAGUUCAACCUCAAUGGCCGGGACAUUGGACGUCCCAUCGAGCUCACCAGCAAAGUGCAGAGGUUCAAGGCAAAUCUGUGGUUGAGUGAGACCCACCCGCUGUCGUUGGCCGAACAGGUGACGCCCAUCAUUGACCUCAUGGCCAUCUCCAAUGCUCACUUUGCUAAGCUGCGUGACUUCAUCACCUUACGCUUGCCUCCAGGUUUUCCAGUCAAAAUAGAGAUUCCGCUGUUUCACGUGCUGAAUGCCAGAGUGACCUUCAGUAACUUGUGCGGCUGUGACGAGCCUGUGAGCUCAGUGACGGUUCACAAACCGGAGAGCUCAGAAGAAGCAGGGCAGUCGGCCGCUCCCUUCCACUGCGAGGUGGACCCCUCGGUGUUUGAGCCCCCGGCAGACUACACAACCCUCGGACCAGGGCGCAGCGAGCCGAUGAGAGACGAGGAUGACAACCUGCUGCAAUUCGCCAUCCAGCAGAGCCUUUUGGACGCUGGCACGGAGAGCGACCAGGUAACCAUCUGGGAGGCUCUGACCAACAGUCGUCCACGACCUCAGUCACCCCUUUAUGAGGAAGAUACUCAGCUGGAGAGGGCCAUUCAAGAGUCUUUGUCCAUCUCGUUGGCUAGCAGAGAAGGAGUAGAUGAUGCGGAGGACCCCAGCCAGCCUCCAACAGACUCCCCAUUGAACCCCGCCCCCAAUUACCCUCUCUCUUACAAUACAGCGACCGAGCCGCCGUUAUCGGGACCCUUUGGUGGAGCGAGCAGCUUCGAUGAGCAGUUGCGCAUUGCCAUGGAGCUGUCGUGCCGUGAGCAAGAGGAGAUAGACAGGAAGCGUAAAGAGGAAGAAGAGGAGCUCGAGAGGAUCCUGCAACUAUCACUCACUGAAAAGUAGUAUCAUUUUAAUGCAGAGGCAGGUCUUCAUUGGGGGACGCAAACUCCUAAUUUAUUCUGGUUUUAUUUUUAAACCCAGAGAUAGUAAGUUAUUCCAGAUGUAUUAUUUAUUCCUUUACCUGAUUACUGUCCCUAAAAAGUGUGAACAAGAGUGAGUGACACAAAGGGCCCUGUUUUCGUUCCGGGCGCAAGUCUAGUGCAGAGCGCAGUCUCACUGCACAUGGGUGGAGUUUUCUUUCUUUUGGUAUUUCGCUAGACCUUACGCUGGUAGAAUUGGGUGUACCGAGGGCCUUUUGUGCCUUUGUGGGACGGAAGUAGACUUUUCACUGCAAAUCCUGCCAUGUCCCUCUAUUGUAUCAAAAUUAGCACGGUCGAAGUGCAAAUCCGAGUCUGCCGUGCCUGACAUUGCAGUAACAAGCAGACCUGCUUUUUUUAGGCUCGAAUUUAGAUUGAAUUUAUCUCAGCCUUUUUUUACCGAAUUAGAAGCUGCGCUGGUGGGUGAGGCAGAAACAUCCAGAGAGGCAUGGUGCGUCUACCAAAUUCACGAAUACGCCGAACUAAACAAAAAUGAAGAUGCAUCUACUUUUUAAGCUAAGCGCAGACUACUUUCUGUCACCAAAUUAGCAGGUGAGUCAGCGGCGAAGCUGCUUUAUCCGUCAGCACACCCAGAUGAGCGCAGCACAGCCCCAAAUACGCUAGACAAGACUUGCACUGGCAUGAAAAUGAAGUUACGCCCAUUUUUACACCGAACCGAGCGCAUGGGCCUCAGUUUAGCUAAAUAGGGCCCACAAUGUGCAAAUUAAUACUCUGAUUGACAGCAAUGUCAAAGGAAAAGAAAGGGAGUUUUUUUAAAAUUAUAAUUCUAUAUUUCGCUGAGUCUUGCUGUCUUUAAAGAACGAUGAAUGGUCUUAAUUCUUUAAACCUACAGUAUAAUGAUCCAUGGUACUGAUCAAGAAAACCAUAAUAAAACAGCAUAUACAAAGAGAACCUUUGAAACAUUUGUUGACUUGCUCAUGUUUGUGUGGAAAAAUGAAAUAUUAAAAAAAAAGAUC
Syngnathus acus (greater pipefish) is the source of this 3680-nucleotide messenger RNA. RefSeq names its product ankyrin repeat domain 13 family, member D (gene ankrd13d). NCBI's taxonomy places the organism in Eukaryota, Metazoa, Chordata, Actinopteri, Syngnathiformes, Syngnathidae. Gene Ontology annotation, cellular component: cytoplasm. Gene Ontology annotation, molecular function: protein binding. The transcript is spliced from 16 exons. The record is from RefSeq and is a predicted model, not a curated record. Bases 740 to 2629 code for a protein of 629 amino acids.